This is a messenger RNA of Neltuma alba, 402 nucleotides long. RefSeq lists its product as uncharacterized. Lineage: Eukaryota; Viridiplantae; Streptophyta; Magnoliopsida; Fabales; Fabaceae. The record is from RefSeq and is a predicted model, not a curated record. Bases 1 to 402 code for a protein of 133 amino acids. The transcript has a single exon.
AUGGUGUUUGCGGAAGGAGUAGCCAUUGAUCCUAGUAAAGUGGAUGCUGUAUUGAAGUGGGAAUCCCUGAAGUCUGUGACGAAGGUGAGGAGUUUUGUCGUUUUAGCCAGCUACUACCGAAGAUUUAUUGAAGGAUUCUCUCAAAUUGCUAUGCCAUUGACUAAGUUGACUAAGAAGGAUCAACCAUUCAUUUGGAGUGAUAAGUGUGAGGUAGCUUUCCAAGAGUUGAAGGUGAGAUUAACCACUGCUCCAGUGCUUACUAUUCCAGACCCUAAUCGUCCAUACACAUUAUGUACAGAUGCUUCACUUAAGGGCUUAGGUUGUGUCCUUAUGCAGGGAAGCAAAGUGGCAGCCUAUGCAUCAAGACAAUUGGGGCCCCAUGAGGAGAAUGAAGGGAAUUGA